Molecule: messenger RNA, 1549 nt
Organism: Hibiscus syriacus
Lineage: Eukaryota; Viridiplantae; Streptophyta; Magnoliopsida; Malvales; Malvaceae
Product: formin-like protein 1
Exons: 3
Coding region: 1-1299 (432 amino acids)
Biological process (GO): actin nucleation; actin cytoskeleton organization
Molecular function (GO): actin filament binding
Source: RefSeq, a predicted model, not a curated record
AUGCGCUUAUUCCCUCCCAACAUUCUCACCUCAGAUGCCUCCCAAAAGCCUCCGGCUCCACAACCACCAAGCUAUGUCUUAACAAACCGCAACUCGGAGUUUCUAUACUUAGGAACACUUGUCAACUCUACAGUAGACCCAGAAACAGCUAUCCUUUCUAGCAAUAGAGUCCAAACUCUUCAAAGCGGAGAACAGUUUCUCCAAACUGAACAAAUGGGUAGUUUUGAAAAUAAUAUUGAAUAUGAAGAAGAUGAGUUUUUUUCGCCAAGAGGGACUGAGCUCUUGGAAAGCCUAUUAAAGAUGGCUCCAACCGAAGAAGAAGAGCUUAGACUGAAGGAGCUCAAUGAUGAAUCCCCUUUUAAGCUAGGUCCAGCCGAGAAAUUCCUCAUGGUUGUGCUCAACAUACCUUUCGCCUUCAAGAGGGUCGAUUCUUUGCUCUACAUCGCUAAUUUUGACUCUGAAAUUGAGUACCUGAAAGGGUCUUUUGAAACUUUACAGGCUGCAUGUGAAGAGUUGAGAAACAGUAGAAUGUUUCUGAAGCUUUUGGAGGCAGUGCUCAAAACUGGGAACCGCAUGAAUGUCGGCACCAAUCGUUGUGAUGCCCAUGCCUUCAAGCUUAACACGCUCUUAAAGCUUGUUGAUGUAAAGGGCACUGAUGGGAAAACUAUACUUCUGCAUUUUGUUGUGCAGGAAACCAUCAGAGCUGAAGGUUCUCGCCUUUCUAGUGCCAAUCAAAAUCUGAAAGCCGAGAAAACUCAGCAAUCUGAUUUUCCGGAUGAUGUUGAAUUUAGGGAGCUUGGCCUGCAAGUAGUUUCUGGUCUAAGUGGGGAGCUAACUAAUGUGAAGAAGGCUGCUGCUAUGGAUUCCGAUGUUCUCAGCAUUGACGUUGCAAAGUUUGCUACCGGUAUCUCUAAAAUCAGAGAAGUUAUAAAGCUAAAUGAAGGGAUUGCUCUGAAAGACAGUAACCUUAAAUUCUCGGAAUCAAUGAACGAGUUCCUGAAGAAAGCAGAGGAAGAGAUUGUAAGAAUCCAAGCCCAAGACAGAGUUGCUCUCUCUAUGGUGAAGGAAAUAACAGGGUAUUUUCACGGGAACUCUGCCCAGGAGGAAGCUCAUCCGUUCCGGAUCUUCACAAUCGUAAGGGAUUUCCUUUCCAUUCUUGAUCGAGCAUGCAAGGAAGUUGCAAAGGUCAGCGAGAGAACAGUAUACAGUUUGGCACGUCCGUUACCAAAUCCUCCAGUCUUUUCUGGAUUCAGCGUGAGGCAGCAUUAUAGUUCCUCCGAUGAUGAAACUCCGUCAUAGGUCGUGAUAAAUGCCCCACAUCCAUAUGUUCUUGUUGGUAAAUCUCUUCAUCUUCAUCACAGUUGGAUGUCCAAUAUCUAACAGGUCCCAUUUCAAAUGCAGCUGUCAAUGCAAAUGCCCUUGUGAGCAAAUCUCAUCACAUAUAUAAUAUACUAUAUCAGGAGUUAAAUAUGGUAUAGCUAUAAGGUUGAAUCUAUCUUGUAAAUAAAUUAGUGACUGUCAAUUGAAGUUUAUGUUCAAUGAUACAAGU